Molecule: messenger RNA, 3380 nt
Organism: Psammomys obesus (fat sand rat)
Lineage: Eukaryota; Metazoa; Chordata; Mammalia; Rodentia; Muridae
Gene: Pdzd7
Product: PDZ domain containing 7
Exons: 18
Coding region: 253-3294 (1013 amino acids)
Biological process (GO): sensory perception of sound; auditory receptor cell stereocilium organization
Cellular component (GO): stereocilia ankle link complex; plasma membrane; cilium
Molecular function (GO): protein binding
Source: RefSeq, a predicted model, not a curated record
CCCAGGCCAGCCCUAUUCCCGCGGCCGCGCCGAGCGUGGGCGGGGUCCUUAGUUCGUUUAGUGUCUCACGCCCGGCAGCGGGCGAAGAGAGCGGCGGCACAAGCGACCAGGUUCGGAACCGACACUCCUAAGAAGCAUUCAGAGUGAGGCCCUACAGAGAAAGCUCAUGGAUCCUGGAACACCCAGAGCCAACCCUUGGAGGACUAGCAGACCCCAUGUGGAUCUGUAGGGCUCUGCUGCAGCCUCACCACCAUGGCACGUGGCUUCACAGUGGGCUUUGACCCUCUGGGUCUAGGAGAACUCAGCUCUGGCUCCCUGAGCUCCCUCUCCUCCCGAGGCCACCUGGGCAGCGACUCAGGCGCCACAGCAACACGAUACCUGCUGAGGAAGCAGCAGCGCCUGCUGAAUGGGCCCCCCCGCGGAAUCCGAGCCUCGUCACCCAUGGGCCGAGUCAUUCUCAUCAACUCCCCCAUCGAAGCCAACAGCGAUGAAAGCGACAUCAUCCACGCGGUUCGGGUGGAGAAGAGCCCCUCUGGGAGACUGGGUUUCAGCGUGAGGGGUGGCUCUGAGCAUGGCCUGGGCAUCUUUGUCAGCAAGGUGGAGGAGGGGAGCAGCGCAGAGCGGGCUGGCCUGUGUGUGGGGGACAAGAUCACGGAGGUGAACGGGCUGAGUCUGGAGAGCACCACGAUGGGCAGCGCUGUGAGGCUGUUGACCAGUAGCAGCUGCCUGCACAUGAUGGUGCGGCGCAUGGGCCGCGUGCCUGGCAUCAAGUUCUCCAAGGAGAAGACCACAUGGGUGGACGUGGUGAACCGGAGGCUGGUGGUGGAGAAGUGCGGCUCAACGCCGUCGGACAGCAGCUCGGAGGACGGCGCGCGGCGCAUCGUCCAUCUCUACACAACCUCCGAUGACUUCUGCCUGGGCUUCAACAUCCGCGGGGGCAAGGAGUUUGGCCUGGGCAUCUAUGUGUCCAAAGUGGACCAUGGUGGGCUGGCUGAGGAGAACGGCAUCAAGGUGGGGGACCAGGUCCUGGCGGCCAAUGGGGUCAGGUUCGAUGACAUCAGCCAUAGCCAGGCCGUGGAGGUGCUGAAGGGGCAGACGCACAUAAUGUUGACCAUCAAGGAGACUGGCCGGUACCCUGCCUACAAGGAGAUGGUUUCUGAGUACUGCUGGCUGGAUAGGUUGAGUAAUGGGGUGCUUCAGCAGCUGUCCCUGGCCUCCGAGAGUGGUUCCAGUGUCUCCUCCUAUGCCUCCAGUGCCCCCUGCAGCUCAGGCUCACUGCCCUCUGACCGAAUGGAUGUCUGCCUGGGACCUGAGGAGCCCACUGGCCAUGGCCCAAGCUGGGAGCGAGCAGACACAGCCAUGCAGACUGAGCCUGAUAUGAGCAGCCGUGUGGAAACUUGGUGCAGUGUCCGGCCAACUGUCAUCCUCAGGGACACAGCCAUCCGCUCUGACGCCCCCUCUUCUACCCGACGCCUUGAUUCUGCACUUUCGGAGUCCCCCAAGACUGCUCUGCUGCUGGCCCUCAGCCGACCCAGGCCUCCCAUCACACGAUCCCAGAGCCACUUGACACUGUGGGAGGAGAAGAAGCAGAGGAAGAAGGAAAAGCCAGGAUCUCCUGGGGAAAAGGGGGCCUUGCAGCGCUCCAAGACGCUGAUGAACCUCUUCUUCAAGGGAGGGCGGCAGGGGAGGCCAGCAGGGGAUGGUCACAGAGAGGCCUGGACACUGGACAGCAGAAGCCCCACCAAAGUCCGCCCUCGCCUGGACCUGGAGAAAGCAGGGAGCGUGGGGCCUGUGCAGAAGUUUGUCACCUGGAGACUGAGACGUGACCGGGAGAGGGGCCGGGCCCUGCUCUCUGCCAGGUCUGGAAGCCCCUCUGGCCAGGCGCCCAGUGUAGAUGAGCAGGUGCAGGCCUGGGAAAGCCGACGGCCCCUCAUUCAGGACUUGGCGCGGCGGCUGCUGACCGACGAUGAGGUCCUAGCAGUAACUCGUCACUGCUCCCGAUACGUCCACGAGGGUGGAGUGGAGGACCUGGUGCGCCCCCUGCUGGCCAUUCUGGACAGGCCCGAGAAGCUGCUGCUGCUGAGGGACAUCAGGAGUGUGGUGGCCCCCACAGACCUCGGCCGCUUCGACAGCAUGGUGAUGCCUGCGGAGCUGGAGGCUUACGAGGCUCUCAAGAGCAGGGCAGUGCGACCUUCUGCUUUGAGACCUACCAGGCAAGACACGCCACCCAAGCGUCACCUCAUCACUCCUGUGCCUGACAGUCGUGGAGGCUUCUACUUGCUGCCAGUGGACGGCUCGGAGGAUGACGAUGGAGAGAUGAGGGAGAGGCUUGGGGGCCUUAAGGUCUCCCUCAGUGCCUCUGCCCCUCGACACCACCACAAAGGAAUACCUCCUCUCCAAGAUGUGCCAGUUGAUGCCUUCUCUCCUCGCCGGGCAUGCGCACCUCCUCCGCAACCGCCUCCUGUGGCGCCCCGGCCUCCCAGGCCUAACUGGCUACUGACAGAACCCCCAAGCCGAGAGGACCCUCAGCAGAACCAGAACCAGACCCCAGCCCAAAGCCGCAGCCGCAGUCAAGGUCGAGGCAAGGCCCCUGGGCGCAGGCGCUCCCCUUCCCCGGCACACAUCACUGCCGCCACCACAGCCAACGGGCGUUACCACAGGCCUCGGAAGGCAAGGCCCUGGCUUCCACGACCUCUGGAUGGGCAGGUGGCCAAGGUGGAAGCCAGGCAAGGGCCCCUGGAGAAUGGAAUUGGUGGGACAGCGGAGGAAGCAACCAGGAACGCUUCCGCUGGGGAGCUGAGGACAGUGACGCUAUCCAAGAUGAAGCAGUCUUUGGGCAUCAGCAUUUCUGGGGGCAUCGAGUCUAAGGUGCAGCCCAUGGUGAAGAUAGAGAAGAUCUUUCCAGGAGGUGCAGCCUUCCUCUGUGGGGCCCUGCAGGCUGGCUUUGAGCUGGUGGCAGUGGAUGGAGAAAGCCUGGAGCAGGUGACCCACCAGCGAGCUGUGGACACCAUCCGCAGAGCCUAUCGAAACAAGGCUCGGGAACCCAUGGAACUGGUGGUCAGGGUCCCCGACCUGCUGCCCUUAUCUUCUGACCUAUCAGUGGUUAAGGACCAGAGCCUUCCUGCUGACAGUUUCUCUGCCCAUGGACCCACUGAUGAUACCCCGAUUCCCACCCAGCUACCUCCCACUGAGGCUGGGCAACUACAGCACGCCCCCAACUCAGCCCUUCAGGCUCCUCAAAGUACCCCUAAAGGCUCCCCUAUUCCCAAGGAUCUGCAUGAGCCUUUCCACUGACCUCAAGUCCCAACGCAUAGGCACCUGUCCUAUCUGCCUGGAAGCCGAGAUGCCACACUGGUGCUCUGAUCCACUCAAAAAGGCUC